Molecule: messenger RNA, 907 nt
Organism: Catharus ustulatus (Swainson's thrush)
Lineage: Eukaryota; Metazoa; Chordata; Aves; Passeriformes; Turdidae
Gene: CLRN1
Product: clarin 1
Exons: 3
Coding region: 1-699 (232 amino acids)
Biological process (GO): sensory perception of sound; equilibrioception
Source: RefSeq, a predicted model, not a curated record
AUGGCAGCGCAGCAGAAGAAGAUGCUGUUCUGCACGGCCGGGGUGCUGAGCUUGGCCUGCGCGCUGGGCACGGCGGCGGCCGUGGGCUCGCAGCUCUGGGUCAGGGGCUCCAUCCUCUGCUCCACCGGGGCGAUGCUCGUCAACGCCAGCGGCCCCGAGCUGCACAAGUUCAUCGGCGACAUCGAGUACGGGCUCUUCUCCGGGCAGCGGCUGCGGCACUGCGGGCUCGGGGGGCGGCCCCUGCGCUUCUCGUUUUUUCCAGAUUUGCUCAGAAUCAUCCCUGCAAGCAUCCACAUUAGUGUCAUUCUCUUCUGCACGGUGCUGAUUGUCUUUGCCCUGGUGGGAGCAGGGUUCUUCAUGCUCAACGCUUUUGGCAGCCCCUACGAGACCCUGCACGGCCCCGUGGGGCUCUACCUCUGGAGCUUCAUCUCCUGCUCCUGUGGCUGCCUCAUCAUGAUUCUCUUCUCCUCAGAGGUGAAGAUCCACCACCUUUCAGAGAAAAUUGCUAAUUUCAAAGAGGGAACUUUUACAUUCAAGACUCACAGUGAGCAGUUUGCGAAUUCCUUCUGGACCAUCCUGGUUUGCUCCCUGGUGCACUUCCUCAACGCCCUGCUCAUCCGGCUCGCUGGCUUUGAAUUUCCCUUUUCAAAAUCAAAAGACUCGGGGACAAUCACCGGAGCAGUUGACCUGAUGUAUUAAAGUGAUGGGAUUUAAGAGCGUUUCGAGUACAGAAGUUUGUCACUAUUGCAUUAACAACCACCAGAUGUACCAAGCUGUGAACAAUUAGCUCUAGAGAAGGUGAAAAAAGGGAGUUUCAAAUAAGUGUCAAUGUGGUGCAAGCAGUGAACAAAAGAGAUGUGCUGUAUGGUAAUGUCUGGAUGGAAAAGCUCUCUUUCUUGGGCUAAGA